Messenger RNA from Hypomesus transpacificus, 3504 nucleotides. RefSeq names its product protein NYNRIN-like. The coding region runs from base 1 to 2895 and encodes 964 amino acids. The transcript is spliced from 3 exons. The record is from RefSeq and is a predicted model, not a curated record. NCBI's taxonomy places the organism in Eukaryota, Metazoa, Chordata, Actinopteri, Osmeriformes, Osmeridae. Gene Ontology annotation, biological process: DNA integration. Gene Ontology annotation, molecular function: nucleic acid binding; zinc ion binding; RNA-DNA hybrid ribonuclease activity.
AUGGCCAAGAAACAACAGAGGACCAUUAAAGCUGAGAAGGAACUUCAUCAAGCCACACUGACUCUUCUUCAAACUGCAUCCCAGCAACAUGGAGGCAAAGGCGGCUUCAACAAGAAGGGCAGGAAGGGAGAACAAGGGCGCGGUAAAGGAGACAACAAGGGUCGGCAUUUCCACAAAGACCCUGAUGCCUGUUUCAAGUGUGGGGAAAAAGGACACUGGGCCACUGGCAAGUAUGAUGUUGGUUUGAUCAAGAACUGUGAGCCAGUGGUUAUCACUCCAAAGUCUGAUUUCCGGCCCUGUCGAAAACAAUACCCACUUAAACCUGAAGCUCUUGCCGGUAUCAGACCUGUUUUUGAGUCUCUGCUCAAUGCUGGAGUUAUUGUGCCUUGUGAGUCAUCUCCUGUCAGAUCCCCUUUAUUUCCUGUUAAAAAGAUUCGUGACGUGGGCCUUCCUGUUGAGUGGCGCUUUGUUCAGGACUUGCAAGCUGUCAAUGCUGCCGUGCAGCCACGUGCUCCACACGUGCCUAAUCCUUACACCAUUCUAUCACAAGUCCCACCCACAGCAAGAUUCUUUUCUGUUGUUGACUUGGCCAAUGCCUUUUUCAGUGUUCCUGUUCAUAAGGACAGCCAGUAUUGGUUUGCAUUCAACUUUGACGGCAAGGCUUACACUUUCACCAGGUUAUGUCAGGGCUACUGUGAAAGUCCUACAAUCUACAACGAGGCCAUAAAGACCAGCCUUGAGACACUUGAACUCUCUCCAGGAACAGUUUUGCUGACCUACGUCGAUGACCUCAUGACCUGCUCGCCAACUGCUGACCAGUGCAGAAAAGACACCAUCACCUUGCUUAAACAUUUGGCUUCAGAAGGCCACAAAGCCAGUUUGUCAAAACUGCAGUUUGUUAAAGAGUCUGUAACAUUUUUGGGACAUGUGAUCACAGCUGAGGGCAAAUCUCUCUCUCCCAAGAGAAUAGCAGCAAUUCAAAACAUCCCAAAGCCAAUUACAAAAAAGCAAGUCAUGUCAUUUCUUGGAAUUUGUUCUUACUGUCGACAGUUCAUUCAAAAUUAUGCAAUCCUAGAGGCCCCACUCAGUGCACUGAUUCAUGGGCAGAGCCUCUCCUCAAAUGAUAAAGUUACAUGGACACCGGAAGCAUAUGACAGUUUUUGUGAACUGAAACUAACCCUACAGUCUUCACCCACUCUAGGUCUUCCAGAUCCAACUAGGCCUUUCAUUCAAGCUGUGGAUGAGAAAAAUGGGUGCAUGACUUCUGUUCUCCUGCAGGAGCAUGGGGGCGGGCAACGUCCGGUUGCUUACUUCUCUGCUAAACUUGACCCAGUUGCAGCUGGACUUCCGCUUUGUCUGAGAGCUGUGGCUGCUGCAGAGAAAGCAGUCAUGGCAUCAAGAGACAUCGUCGGGUAUUCACCUCUAACCCUUCUUGUCCCACAUGCUGUUUCAUUAAUUUUGCUCGAACAGAAAACUUCUCAUCUGUCCGCCGCUAGUUGGUUACGUUACAAUGCCUCAUUGUUGAAUAUGCCUAACAUCACCAUCAAGCGUUGUAAUGUUCUUAACCCUGCUACCCUUUUACCCACAAUUGUGGAUGGUGAACCCCAUGACUGUGUGCUAACCCUCCAGGAGGCCUGCACUCCCAGACCUGAUCUCCAGGAAACACCAUUAUCCAACCCCGACUUCAUUUUGUUUGUGGAUGGGUCCGCCUCUCGCGACCCCUCUACGAGUGUUAACAAAGUUGGAUAUGCUGUUUGUUCUGCACAUGACACUCUUGUUUCAGGCUCUCUUCCCAGCCACCUCUCAGCCCAGGCGGCUGAGUUGGUAGCCCUAAAUGAGGCCUGUCGUCUGGCUGCAGGUAAAUCUGUUACCAUCUAUACCGAUUCCCGGUAUGCCUUUGGUGUCGUUCACGAUUUUGGUGCCCUAUGGAAACACAGAAAGUUCCUCACCUCCUCGGGUAAACCCAUCUCUCACCACACUAAAGUCGCUGCCCUGUUGGAUGCAAUUCUCCUUCCAUCUAAAAUUGCUGUGUGUAAAUGUCAAGCCCACACCCAUUCAUGUGACCCUGUGUCUUUAGGGAAUGACAGAGCUGACAAAGCUGCUAAGGCUGCUGCUCAAGCUUCAACCACUUCCUUCCUCUUUUCUGAACAAGCCUCGAACUCUGAGGUUCCCUCUUCUCUCGCAGCUCUUCAGUCAUUCGCCACCCCCCAGGAGAAAGCCCUGUGGAAGUCAUCUGCCUGCACCCUAACAGAAGGAGUGUGGCGCAGUGUGUGUGGAAAACCCUGCCUUCCCAAACAUUUCUUUCCCCAUUUUGCAAAAUUGACACAUGGGUGGGACCAUGCGUCAAAAGCGGGGAUGAUAAGUAUGCUAACACAACAGUGGUUUACAAAGGGAUUUACAGCAUAUGCACAGAGAUUUUGUCAGUCAUGUAUGAUAUGUGCAAACCACAAUGUAGGACGAGGCAUACCCACUACACAGGCCGCACAUCCACCCCCAUCACAUCCAUUUGAACACCUCAUGAUGGAUUUUAUUGAGUUAACACCAUCUGAGGGAAAAGUGUACUGUUUGGUUAUGGUAGACUUAUGGUCAAAAUGGAUUGAAGCUUUCCCUGCAAAACAUGCCACCAGCCAUGUUGUUACAAAAGCACUACUAACUGAGAUUGUUCCUAGAUGGGGUAUACCAGCAAAAGUCAGUAGCGACAAUGGUGCACAUUUUGUCAACUCUGCUCUUGAUCAGGUCGGAAAAUAUCUAGGUAUUGACAUGAGGCGUCAUUGUGCAUACCAUCCGGCCAGUGGGGAAGCAGUCGAGCGGGAGAAUGGGACCUUAAAGAUGAAGCUGGCCAAAUGCUGGAGGACACUGGUCUCUCAUGGACCAAAGCACUGCCCAUUGCACUGACCUACAUGAGAAUGAGAAAGAGAACCAGAACUAAUCUCAGUCCGUUUGAGAUCCUUUUUGGGCGACCUCCUACACUGGGGAUUUCUACACAGGUAAAAGACGCAUUGCCCCAGCCAGCUGAAGGUACUCUACACAACCUUAAGCCAGGUGAUUGGAUCGUGGUGAAAGAUCUGCGCAGGAAGAACUGGAGAUCGAAGAGGUGGUUAGGACCGUUCCAGAUCCUGCUAACUACACACACUGCUGUAAAGACGGCUGAAAGAGCGACCUGGAUCCACGCCAAUCACUGCAGAAAGGUUCCUGAGCCUCCCGAGUAACCACACACCUGCCACACACUUACACGGCAGGGCUGCGCUGACUCAUCACAGUUCUAGAGUGUACGAAGAACGCUGCUCUGAACUGCACCGGCGAAAUACAUAAUGCACAUACACGUUCCAGAGAAUACAUCCACAUCUGUUGUCACCAAGCAACCUCCAAGGGACAACGUGGGACCGCCGACCACCAUGAGAACAUCCUGCAACCGUUCCAGAUUAGGUACCAUGAUGGGGCUGGCCUUGAUCCUCACUCUGAUCCUAUCUCCACUGGUGGUAUCUCACUCAUCGUACAGUAUAU